Molecule: messenger RNA, 426 nt
Organism: Pestalotiopsis fici W106-1
Lineage: Eukaryota; Fungi; Ascomycota; Sordariomycetes; Amphisphaeriales; Sporocadaceae
Exons: 1
Coding region: 1-426 (141 amino acids)
Source: RefSeq, a predicted model, not a curated record
AUGCCCUCCUCGAUUGUUCUGCCAGCGUUCCAGGCUUCAACCAAAGUACAGAAAGUUGGACCAACAUUUACCGGCGAUGUAUUCCUCGAUCGAAUCUACAGCGGCGAUGGCCAGAAUAUAUCGAACGUGACUUUUACUCCUUGCGCCCGAACAUACUGGCACACACACGAACAUGGCCAGAUGAUCAAGGUCCUGGCCGGAUCCGGUCUGGUCUGCGAUAAGGGCGGCCAGCCUCGACGCAUCGAGGCUGGAGAUGUCGUUUGGGCGCAACCGGGAACUACUCACUGGCACGGAGCUGCGGAGGGGACCAUCAUGACACACUUGGUUGUUGCGAGUGGCCAAACCUUUUGGCACGAAGAGGUGACGGAAGAAGAAUUCAAAUCGGGGAGUGUGAGCAAGACACAGACAGAAAGUGGGAAGGACUGA